This is a messenger RNA of Porites evermanni, 3842 nucleotides long. The record is from the annotation of a GenBank genome assembly. NCBI's taxonomy places the organism in Eukaryota, Metazoa, Cnidaria, Anthozoa, Scleractinia, Poritidae.
GGUAAUCUCAUAAUAGGAAACGGCGAAGAACUGAAGAUCAACACGACUGCACCAUCCAUCGUUAAGAACAACUGUUCCAGUUGCAAUUACAACGCAUCACAUGAAAAUAGAUCUUCCUCAAGCUCGCAUGGUGAACAUCUCGCUGCCGUGAUUAGGUUCAGUGGUAACAUUGAGUUCAGAAACGGUUCAACAGUCCAAGUAUUUGGAAAGUAUGGUCUGAGUAUAACAAGUCAGAAUGGACACAUCUUAAUAGAAACUAAUAUAAACAUGACGUGUACAGAGAAGGUGCUAGAUGAAACAUGUCUCGGUGGGUUCACACAGUCAUCAGUAGGGGUAAAGGAUAGAAAAGAUGUACCCCUAUAUAAUGGUAAGGGAACCUGCUUUUAGUUGCCUUUCUCACAUUUUAUAGACAUAGCAAGGUGAGCACAAGGAUUAAUAAGUAUAAUUAAGAACAGUAAAUUGAGUCUCUUCGGAAGGAAAUUCAUAACUCCACCGUAGGGCAAGACUGGUUUCCUUGGGUACUUGAUUAUGAUGCUUGAUUAUGUCCUAAGUAUGAUUUAAUUUAAUGAUUUAUAACCUCUUGAAAUGCCAAAAGGAGCAUUUUGCCGCUAAAAACAAACGUUGGCUCGCACUCAGCGUGUCAGGCGUGUGAGGUAAUACCAGCUGUGAGCGAUUUAUUGCCACAAUUUGCUUAAUUCAACUGGAUUCUGAUUUAUGAGGUUGCUGAGCUGUAGCUGAGCUCCAUGAUAGAACCCGAAGUGCGCUGCCACCAACCAGGAUCUUUACAUCCAGUUUAUGAACACAUCGUUCAGGGAAAUACUGAGGCGGUCGUUUAUAACUGAUAUUUAUUCAGUCCGUAAGCAAAGCUUUGUCAGAUUCGAGCUACAGCCAGUAGACUGACUGAUAAAGAACAAUUCACUUUCCUUGCGUAAGAUUACCAAUGCUUCGCACUUUUACAGCCUAAGGCUCAUUUCACCUUCCAAAGGCCAUGUUCAAGGAACAGAUGAAAACAUUUCUUUAUGAUCACAAAGCUAUCAUGACUCCUGGGUUCAAACCAUUCACUGAAUUUUUUUUAUAACUGAUUAAAUUCGCGUAAUUUUAAGAAACAGAUGUGAGUCGCGUCCUUAAAAAACUGGUGGUCAAUAACUAGAGAAGGACAACUUAAUAGAGGGUUUACUGCAUAGAGUAUUACUCCACCGAACAAGAUGCUAGUCCACAGUGACAGUAAAUGGGCAGUAUUGUACCGUGAGGUGCUCCAUUUUACAACUGGGUAGUGACGAAGAGAGUCUAAAGUCCGACAAAAUACCAGUCUCUACGAUGAGAUUUCUUGAUUUUAGUAAUUAAAGCCUUUUAAGCAAGGGAUUUUUUGUUGAUUUCCAAUUUCUUUUCAGGUCUUGGUCCUGGUGGUUUUAUAAAAGGCCAAGGAAAUUACCCGUGGGAGGUCUGGUGCAUACCUGGUUCUAGUCAUGGUGGAAUAGCUCAGGCUCAGGAUGUUACAAAAUCACACCCAGGUUCAGAAUAUGAUCAACAAGACAAAGGAUCAUUAAUAGGAGGAAGCGGAGGUGAGAUAAAUUAUUCACUCACUUGCAUGGAUCAAACUCAACAGGCAGCUUUGGGGCUCUGAUCAAAGUACUAAUGAGUGCUAGAAUGGAAUGAAAAUAGGAUGAUAGAAAAAAACACACUACAACCAUCGGCUGUACCUUACGGCCUACUCAUCACUGCGACAAAUCAGGUCCAUAUAACUGUGUUUUCAGCUACUUCUUCACUUCAGUGUUUGCAAUUAUGAUUGUAAGUAAAAACAUUAUGACUAAAAAAAUCAACAUCAAAAACCGGGAGUUAUAUAAAUGAAUUUUGAAAACCUCUUUACAGAUAGCCAAAAAAUGUUCGGUAUUAGCUGGUAUUGUAGUUGACGGUUUCGAUGACUGUUAGCCAUCUUUUUCAAAACUGUAGGAGUGUCACAGCUCUAAAUGGAUCCCUAGCUGUAAAGACAAAAGUAUCAUUUCACCAAGCCUUUGCAUAAAGUGCCCAACUAACUCAUCGACAAAGCAAAAAAUAGAGAGAAUACGCAGAAAAUAACCCAUGUUUAAGGAAAGAAGCUAAGUUUAGCUGAUCGAUUCCAAAGCGACACCAAACAACAAAUCAAUACUUGCGCUUAACGAGAGUUGAGAGAGUAUACAUCAAAGAAACGAACUGCAGGCAGAAAGAUAGUUUGUAAAUCUAAUCCCUAAUUCGGAGACGAUAAGCCUGUCGGAAAACAAUCUGACGCGAAAAAAAAAAAAAACAUUGGGUCGUCAAGCUACCCAAAAUACAUGAACAAAAUAUACGUUGAACCAAUGAUACAGUUUUGUGUUAAGUUUUUGAUAAUUAUAUCUGUCCUGAGUAGCGAAAGAUUAAAAUCGUUCCUAAUAAAAUGCCUAUUUAAAUAUUAAACUUGUUUUGUAUUUUUGCUGUUAAUCCUAACCUCCUUAAACCUCAGGUUCGUGUCUUUAUUCGACGGGAAGUGUUGCUGGUGGAGGAGCCAUUGAAAUAAAAGCAGAAAAAGGAUGCAUAAUCAUAAGUAUUAACCAUUAUCAAAGUUCUUGUAGGGUAUUUAUUUAAUCUACCAACAACGUAGAACCCUAAAUGGCUAAAAAGAGGUCAGGAAAAAAAGACGUUUGAUGUCAACUGAUACAGGAGCAAGAACAGUGUAAGACUGAAAACACCCGACUUCUCACAAUAUUACCGUCUCUGCAGUGAAUGUUUUAAUUGAGUAAAUUGUUUGUAACUCAUUUUCCCGAUUUCUAUGCAACACUGCUAAAUUCUUACCAAUCUGUUACUAGCAGAAACUGCUUUUUAUACGUCCUACCAUACGGUAGCUAUCGCAGCCUUAAAACAGUAUUUUGAGGAUUCUUUCUUACCCGUCAAAUGACCCAGCCUGAAUUUCAGCCGGCCUUGUUCGUCUCUCUCUGGGGUUUUCGACUCGAGGAGACGGCUGAAAUCCAGGAUAUAAAUGACCCAAUAUUACGUGUGGUUACACGGGACACUUUUACCUUGGUAAAAUACCAUUGGAAAUACCAUAAGAAAUAUCCACGGACACGUCAAAAAGAAGAAUGAAACCGCCCAUGUAAUUAAACGUGGUAAAUAGAUAGCCAAGGGUGUUUCGAUACCCAUGGCAAGAAAGCUAAUCAGGCUAAGACACUAAAGGAUAGGAUUCUUUGACUUUGAUAAGAUUCUUUAGCACUGUUUCGAGAAAGAUCGACUUUGACAGGAAAAGUUUAACGUUAAGAUGAAAGUCAAACAGGGAAAUUUUAAGGCAAGAUUUCAGCUGGUUUGUCAGUGGGCAUGAUGUAGGAGAGAUAAUUACCACUGAAAAAUAUGUUCUAUUCCUGACAGAUAUUUGAAAUGGACUGAAUUGUAAAUGAAUUUAAAUGGAAUCUAAGGCCUAGAUUUAAGAAAAAUGGUUUUAUUAUUGCUUCGCAACGUUAUUAGGACUAAGAUACCAGAUGAAAUCAGCAUGAAAUUGUGCUUACAUUAAAGGUAAAUUUUCAACAAAUCAUUAAAUCCUGCUACAAUCGACUGCCAUUAUUACUGCAAUAGCGCAAAUGAAGCCGUAAGAGCGGCUUUUUAUAUACAAUUAAUUCAUGUCUACUCACAUGUUACCACAUGACUGUAAACUAAACUCACGUUAGGAAUACUGUACAUUGCUUCGAUGACAAAUUUUAUUUUAAUACUUUCCAGAUGCAAUUAUCAAAGCUUCAGCUCAGACAGAAACAGACAAUUCCAAAAUAUGUACUGGUGGAGCUGGUGGACUUAUUCGCCUUAAAGCUCGUCACGUAAUUGAUAUUUUAAUGCAUAAUUUAUAG